GGCAGUGCAGAAACUUUCCGCCACCAUAUUUUUACAUUAUUAUUAUUAUUCAUGUUUGCGUCCACGAAUCGAUCACAUGAGAGGGAGGAGUAAUAGGUGGAGCUAACCUGAAAGAACCGGAAGGAGAAAAGUGAAUAAAAGAGACGGCAUUGCAUCCGGAAGUACUGCGUCAUUGUUUUUGUUUACCUGAGUGAGAGUGUGGGCCUGCCGUGAGAGGACGGAUGUUGUUCCAAUGCUGGCUUUUGAGUUUAUUGACGAGUGCAACACGGAGCUUGGCUUUGGAUCGUGUGAGCAUUUAUCCCAGUCGAUAUUUGAGAUAAGCUACGGACAACUGGAUUGUUUCCCGUCUGUUAUGAGGACAGAGAGCUGCUACACCUCACUCCGAGGACCUCCACUUCCGUAAACUUUGAUGACGCAGUCCAUACCCCGCCUGUAUUUUUUCAACAUUGACAUUUAAACUUCAUAUUUUUCAUUUGACUUACCUGAAAUAAAUCACCAGCACCAAACUGCAUCACUGGAGUACGAUUGUGUUUUUCUUCGUUGUUGUGUUGUUGUAUUUUUGUGUAACGGAUGGUUUGUUGCUAUCCGGGGCUAUUUUUAGCUCUCAUGAAUUGACAAGAUAAGUCUUGUCUGGCGCCCGAACAUUUAAAUAAAGUUUUUUUUUUGAAAGUGAAUUUCCCUAGAGGCUAUUUGGGGAGUGUGGAGAAAACUUUUGGUCACGUGACUUUGUGGCGUCGCGGUAGCGUCGCGGACCUGCGACACGGCGACCCGGGUUCGAUUCUCCCCUAUAGCAGACAUUUGUUUUCGUUUUUUUUUUUUGUUUUUUGUAUAUUUACACUUUGAACAAAAGGGCCACCGUUACAGAGUGGCGCCCAAACAGGGACAUGAACUUGAAAACUUGAACUUUAAACACUUGCACUUGAAAUCUUGCACUUGAACACUUUAAUUGAAUUUGAAUGUGAAUUGUCUAUGAUGUGAUGUCAUAACUCAAGUAUUCAUUUGAAAUUCUUUUUGAACUUGUUUAAGUGGUAUUUGAAUUUUGAAUUGAUUCUUUGAACUUGAAAUAACUUGUUUUGUUGUUUUGUCUAAUUUUUCAAACGUUUGUUUCAUGAAUGGUAAUGAAAAAUCUGUGGGAAACUACCUAAAGUGAGAUCACGUGGUAUUUGCUCAUCACUACUUACCUUGUGUUUUGUGUUUGCUUGAAAUUGAUGGUUUUGCAGGUGAUUGUAAAGAACAAUUGCUUAAACCUUUUGAAUGAACUGUGAAACUGUGGCAAGCAUUGAUUUCUAUACACAUCACACUGAUACCCAUAGAGAAUAUAGCACUUUAGUUUUAUUUUGUAUUUGUUUUUGUGCAUUGACAACAUACACUACACAAAGUAAAAUGACAGAUCCCAAUGCUCAACAUAGUACCCUUGUGAACAUGGAGGUGCCUGAUGUAGCCACUCCUCCUUGGCCACCGGUGUACCGCCAAGCUCCUCCAACAGGUGUUCACACCUUUUGUCACACACCCACACUUUUCAGAGGUUCUGCCCCACCAAGAGCACAUGUGCGGUUUGCAUCUCCACCAUUGGGUGGCAGCACUCCAGCUCAAGUACCCAUGGCAGAACAGAGACACAACGACUCUAUGCAAUUAUGUUCAACAACGCCAUCAUUUGACAUGACAUCAGCUAUUGCAUCACCCCCUUCACGCUUAUCAUCAGGGAUACAGUAUGAACUGCCAGGAGAUCUUCCAACACCUAGAAGAGAAAUUGGACAACUUACUUCACAAGUUCAAGGAAAUUGGGACACCAUAUAUGAUUUUAUGACCAAGCAUGAGAAGGCUGUGACUGAACUUACCAAGGAGUUACAAUCCAGUUCAUCUAAUCACAAGAAGGAGACCACUGAACUUGCUGGUAAAAUGGAGGAAAUGAAGCAGCACAUGUCCGUCACUUUAUCUGCACACAAAAAACAGGCCGACAGUGAGACAGAUCAGACACUUAAAGCCAUAAAACUGAUGUUAACAGAAGAACUAAAGAAGACUGAGAAUACUUUGGUAUCGGAAAUGCAAUUCCUUGUGCAACAAUUGCAGGCGGAAGUUCAGCAGGACAUUCAGGCACUACAAAGGAACCACCAAAGAUCUUCUGAUGAUUUGCUGAAAGAAACCAAUCAAUUAAUUUCAUUUACGGGGAAACUUUCAACAAACCUGAGUGAAUUGCAAUCACAAAUGGAGACAAAAUUCGACAUUCAGGAGAAAACCAUUGCUGACCUAAAAGUGAAAAGUGUUUCUUCCUCUAACACAUCUUCUCUUGUCACCACUCCAGUUUCCAUCCCUACUCCAGUUCCCAUACCUGCCACUGUUGUAAAAAGCGAUCACAUCAAAGUUACAUUCCCCACUUUUGGAAGACCUAGUGAUGAUCAAGAUCCUUUAUUAUACAUCACACGCUGUCAAGACUUUCUUGCUUUGCAUCCACUCACCGAUGAGGACAUCUUAGCCACCUUCAGAACUGUUCUCUCAGGUACUGCUCGUGACUGGUGGGAGGUAGCAAGAACCACAGUUACCAGCUGGAUGGAAUUCCAAUCUGCUUUCCUCUCAGCUUUCCUUGCAGAAGACUACGAGGAUGAACUGGCUGAACGUGUUCGAAAACGAACCCAAGGAGAAAAAGAGUCGAUUAGGGACUUUGCUUUUAGUUAUCGAGCACUUUGCAAGCGAUGGAAAUCGGACCUGGAGGAAAGGGACAUAGUUAAGAUGAUACUCAAGAACAUAAAACCCUACCUUGCUAGUCAUCUUCGUGGACAUGUUAGCACUGUAGAAGAGCUUGUACGUCUUGGCCACCAACUAGAAAGAGACCACGAACAACAAACACAAUGUGAUAACCGAACCAUGCCCAAAACCACUACCACGUCAGUUAAAGGAACAACAUCCACCCCACCUGUUGUACAAUGUUGGCGCUGCAAAGAGCUACAUGCCCCAGGCAGCUGUCCACAUUAUGUCUCCUCAAGCCAACCUACACAAUCUGCAAGUCAUCAGCCAUACUCGAACAGACGAAAUUAUCAUCCACACAAGCCAGGUCCACCUUCCAAUAAUACAGUGUCUUCAGUAUCUACAAAGAACUCAACCACAGAUCAGCAUAACACUCCCCUUACACCUAGAGAAAAAGUUCCCGGAAAUGCUGUCUGCAUACCACAACAGUUAAUGGUACCUGUUAGCAUUGGCCCAUGGAAAGGAAAGGCCAUUGUAGACACGGGGGCAAGUUACACCCUCAUCCACGAGUCACUAUGGAGAAGCUUGUCACAGACACCCCCUGACCUUCAACCUUGGACUCGCGGACCACUCUAUUUAGCAAAUGGAAAAGCAGAAGUACCCUUAGGAUGGAUCAAUACAGGUAUAAAUUUGCACAAUCAUUCUUUCACAAUACCUGCCGCUGUCCUUUCCACACAUGCCUUAGCGUAUGCUGUAGUCUUAGGGUUAGACUUCAUUUUCUUCAGUGGCCUACAAAUCAACGUAAUAGAUCAAAAAUACUCAUUCAAGAUUGCGCCCACAGAAGAAUAUCCUUUUCAACCAGGAGUUGCAAGUAUCCCACCUUGUGUUGACUCAUCACAUAAGAAAACCAAACCAACCAAGCCCAGUUUACACUUGAUGACAUCUGUACCUCCACCUACACCCUUACUGGUCCUGCAGCAACCUGAUAUAGCCUCUGAUGAAGUAUGGAAAGCAGACCUUACACCAUAUCCUUACAAGCAACUCUGA
Misgurnus anguillicaudatus (oriental weatherfish) is the source of this 3729-nucleotide messenger RNA. The record is from RefSeq and is a predicted model, not a curated record. Lineage: Eukaryota; Metazoa; Chordata; Actinopteri; Cypriniformes; Cobitidae.